This is a messenger RNA of Colletotrichum chrysophilum, 330 nucleotides long. RefSeq lists its product as uncharacterized. The record is from RefSeq and is a predicted model, not a curated record. The transcript is spliced from 2 exons. NCBI's taxonomy places the organism in Eukaryota, Fungi, Ascomycota, Sordariomycetes, Glomerellales, Glomerellaceae. The coding region runs from base 1 to 330 and encodes 109 amino acids.
AUGGCCGACCGUGAGGCCAGCCUGAGCAGUGGUGCAACUGAUGAUGGCAACCACAAAGAGCUCGCUAUCAAGAAAGAGGCGAACAGCAAGCUAUGGAUUAAGAGCAACGGCAAGGUCGACUGGCACGCGGUGUAUACCAUGUUUUCCGCGCUUUUUGGUCAAGGCUGUUUCAUAUACUUCUUUUACCGCGUCUAUCUCGCCUAUGAGCGCAACGGCACGCUGUCGUGGUUGAUUAUCGCGGUCACCGUAUUCGGAGUCCUGUUCACUAUCCUGACGAUAUUGUAUGUUGGAGUACACCUGAUAGCGUGGUAUCUCGGCUGUCUGUGGUGA